AUUGGUUCUGGGGAACUUGUUUUUGACCACCCGAAGUCUGCAGAGGGCUCUCCUCCCGGUGACGGCAUUCUGGGCUGCGACCACGAACUGGUCCUUUCGCUUCCAGUCUCGGCACGCUUGUCACAUGGUUGAAUUGUGUUCCUUCUUGCUCAUCGCCCAAGCGAUUGCGCAAUUGAUCUGUGUUCCCCAGAGUAACCUCUUCGGCCAGUUGAUGUUUGUUGUUUCCAUUGCCACAUCUUGGGUGUAUAACCUGUGGUUCUUAUCUUUCGAUAAGGCAGGAAUUCGACAGGAGAUCUUUCGCAGCGUUCUAGGUUCGCCCAAGCUCGAAAAAUUCGUCUUUCCCAAUCGCUCCAGCGCGAUAGUAUCACUUCUCCUCUUGUCUGGCGAUAACCAGAAGCUUUCUGGUGAUUCGGAGAAAUUGAAAAAGAUAAUGGAUGCCCUCCUGCCGUCGGGUGCUUUGGUGUGGGAGACAUGGAAAAAGAUCAUUAUCCAACGUCUCCAAGAUGGACUACCCCUCCGUUUUGAGGAAAGUGACUGGAACCGUCAGGGUUUGACCUUCGAACCCGAUAGGUUGUUAUUGGAGACUCUGUUGAAAGAUGCUGAGGCGGCUUACGUCGCUCUCAGCAACGGCCAGUAAUGUCGCUUGCUACCAUCAUCCUCUGUGCCUGUCUUCUUCUAUUUAUUCUAGCUCCCUUACAUCCUGUAUCUGUUUCUGUAUUCUUACCGUAGGCUUGUACAGACGCUAUGAUAUAGUGCAAAAUGCACACUUCGUUGAGGU
Molecule: messenger RNA, 778 nt
Organism: Pisolithus orientalis
Lineage: Eukaryota; Fungi; Basidiomycota; Agaricomycetes; Boletales; Pisolithaceae
Exons: 2
Coding region: 125-637 (170 amino acids)
Source: RefSeq, a predicted model, not a curated record